This is a messenger RNA of Morus notabilis, 782 nucleotides long. RefSeq names its product tyrosine-protein phosphatase DSP1. Gene Ontology annotation, biological process: protein dephosphorylation. The record is from RefSeq and is a predicted model, not a curated record. The transcript is spliced from 5 exons. Bases 1 to 612 code for a protein of 203 amino acids. Gene Ontology annotation, cellular component: cytoplasm. Lineage: Eukaryota; Viridiplantae; Streptophyta; Magnoliopsida; Rosales; Moraceae. Gene Ontology annotation, molecular function: phosphatase activity.
AUGAAGGUCGAGAGUUCGGACGGCGAAACUGGCACAGUGAUCAGCCUCCCGCCGGCGGUUUUUCCGACGGCGAAAGCUCCGGCGACCGGAGGGGAGAGCGAGAGAGAAGAGGAGGAGCUGUUUGUGCCGCCUCUGAACUUUGCCAUGGUCGAUAAUGGCGUUUUUAGGUCUGGCUUCCCCAGUUUCGCCAAUUUCAGCUUCUUGCAAUCUCUAGGGAUCCGAUCCAUCGUAUACUUGUGUCCGGAACCCUACCCGGAGGCGAACGUCGAGUUUCUGAAGGCGAAUGGGAUUGGGCUUUAUCAGUUCGCGAUCGAAGGAACUCAGGAGCCUUUUGUAAACAUUCCGGAGGAAACAAUUCGCGAGGCACUGAAAGUUGUUCUUGAUGUCAAGAACCGCCCUCUCCUAAUUCAUUGCAAACGAGGGAAGCACCGAACUGGUUGUCUCGUGGGAUGCUUAAGAAGAUUGCAGAGAUGGUGUCUAUCAUCCAUUUUCGACGAGUAUCAAAGAUUUGCCGCUGCCAAAGCCAGAGUAUCUGAUCAGAGAUUCAUCGAGUUGUUUGACGUUUCCAGUCUGAAGCACUUUCCAUUGUCGUGUUCAUGUUCAAACAGAUAAUUCCCUGAGAUCAUUAGUUUCAUUCCCAUUGUAUUUGGUGGCUGCAAUUACAAUGACGCUACGCGACUGUUUCUUUGUCCUGUCUUUAAAAGAGUUUGUAAACCCCGUCUCCACAUGAAUACUUUUACUUCCAAAAUCGGUUCAAUGUUAAAGAACAAAUUCAAAAACAA